AUGUUGAAGCAUUGGUUGCCAAUCUUGCUUCGAGCUGGAAAAAAGUCCAGUCUUAGCCAGAAGGAAAAGAACUUGUUCCUCUCAAUUUUCAGUCAUCAUUCUUCUUUCUCUCACUGCAGUCUUAUACAUUCAACAGAACACAACAACACCAAGAGAGCCUUCUCAACUACUUUCCAAAAUCUUUUGCGUGUUUCUUCUCCUAAACCACCUAGUGAAGAAUCCGCAGAAAGUUUGAGAGAAAAGGCUGAGAGGAUUAAAAGAAUGAAAGCCGAGGAGAGAAAGAACAAUCCUCAACCACCUCCACAACAAGAGGAGGAAACAAACAAAACUGAAAAUACAUCUGAACAAUCAACAGAGGAGAAAACAUCAAGUGAUAAAUCCGACAAGUCAAAAUCAAAGACUGACGAAAAAAAGAAGAAAACAGCUGAUUAUGAGGAUAUGGGAGACUCUCAAGCAAAAGAAAAGGUUCGCACCAAGCCAAAUUGGCAUUAUUAUGGUAUGAAAUAUACAUUACCAGUCGUUACUUUGAUAGCUCUGUAUAACCUCUUCAGUGCUUUUGCAGAGAAAGGGUUCAGCUUGAAAAAUAUGCAAGAAAGAUUUGAGGAACUUAUUUCUCCUUUGAAAAAACCACAAGUCUCCAGAUUGCUGCCAGAUAUUCCUCAAGGUCAACCAAUUAAGCCAGUACUUGUUGUACCAGUCGAAAAUUUCCUCAUUUAUUCCUCGUAUAAUUCACGUACUGGUUGGAAAACUCAAAAACGUCCUGGAGUGGAUCAAUUUUUACAAGCUCUUUCCAAACAUUUUGAGAUUGUAUUUUUCUCUGACAAUUACAUGUCACCAUCUCUUGCUCAAAUGUUAGAAAAAAUUGAUCAAUAUCAAGUGGCUCACAAGCUUUUCAAGGAUGCCACUGUCACAGAAGGAACAAGAAAUAUCAAAGAUAUUUCACUUUUGAACAGACCUUUGGAAAAAAUUAUCAUGAUUGAACACCGUCCAGACGCCUACAGCAAACAACCAGAAAAUACCCUUAAAAUAACACCUUGGAAGGGUGAUACUCAAGAUAGAACUCUUGUUGAUUUGAUUCCAUUCUUGGAAAUGGUUGCAACAAAAGCUGGCAGAAUUGAUGUGAGGACCAUUUUGCAAGAGUAUGGCAACAAGGAGAAAUUUGCUCCAGAAAUUGCUCGUGAUUUUAUUAACAUGUUGGAAAAGAGAAGAAAGGAACGAUCUCCUCAAACUGCUACUCAACCCGCUAGUGAAGAAAAAGCUCCCUCACAAGGUGGAGGUUGGUUUGGAUUGAGAAAGUAA
Molecule: messenger RNA, 1299 nt
Organism: Naegleria fowleri
Lineage: Eukaryota; Heterolobosea; Eutetramitea; Acrasida; Naegleriidae
Exons: 2
Coding region: 1-1299 (432 amino acids)
Molecular function (GO): phosphoprotein phosphatase activity
Source: RefSeq, a predicted model, not a curated record